UGUGAUUGACCGACUUGUCCUGGGGCGAGACGGAGGUCACAGCCAGCUGGCGUGGGCGUGCCAUCUGUGGGCGUAGAUCAAGCCAGGACACAGGUAGCUGGUUCCAGCUUACUCUCCGCUAGGUGAUGCAUGCGUAACCCCUUCCGCCAGCCAGGUGGUUUAAGCGGGGCGUGACCCAGGUGGUGGAGGCGGGAUGAACCAGCUGUGUCGUGUGUGUGGGGAGCCCGCAGCUGGCUUCCACUUCGGCGCCUUCACCUGCGAAGGAUGCAAGUCGUUCUUCGGGCGGACGUACAACAACGUGUCGUCGCUCGGGGACUGCAAGAACGGCGGCCGUUGCGUCAUCAACAAGAAGAACAGAACUUCCUGUAAAGCCUGUCGCCUCCGGAAGUGUCUGGUGGUGGGCAUGUCCAAGUCCGGCUCCAGGUAUGGUCGACGGUCCAACUGGUUCAAGAUACAUUGCCUGCUGCAGGAGAAGGCGGCCUCCCUCACCAUAGCCAUGGAGCGCAGCAGCAACAACAGCCUGGCGGUACAGGAGGCCAAGAGAACGCUGCAGGUCCUGACGGCCGCGACCACUCCGGAGACCACUUCGAAGACCAACGAGACCUCGGGCGAGGCCGGCUUAGGCAUCAAGGAGGAGGAGGACAGUCGAACUGAGUCUCCAGCGCUCAGUAGUCCGGAGUCUCAAGCGUCAGAUAAUUCCCUCGAGUUCCAGCUUGAUCCUAGGAGACCUCCUCCGCCUUUUCAUCUCUACCCGAAGUUGGGGAUGUUAUCUCCGUUCUUCCUACACACCAGUUCCCCUCUCACCUCUCCCUCGUCCACCUAUCCACGCCUGCCAUUUUAUCCGUACCUCUAUCCAAUUCUCAGUAGGCCUACCGAGAGGCCGACCUCAUCCACUCCACAGUCCUGCCCGUCUCCUACUCACACUUAUCACCCUACAAAUACUACCGUCCUCCCUAGCUCUCCCUCCCCUAACCCUACCCAUUCGCUCAUUUUCCCCCUUACCCAUUCCCCCAUUACGAGUCAGCCAAGGGCAAGCUCUCCACCCAUCCAUACCUCCCCCACUCACCCAUCAGACGUCUCACAGGAGGACCAAAACAGAGCGCAAAGCCCUUUCAAAGGUCCAAGAAAAGUUCAACAGGAAAAGGCACUUUCUCCCUCGUCUCUAGACGCCAGGAAGACACCCACUCCUCCCUGCGGCGACGAGGCUGAGGAGCAGCAGGAACCCAUGGAUCUCUCCGUCAGAAGGAUGCCCACGCCCACAGUCCACGCCCCCAGCCAGACACCCACGCCUGCAGAAACCCAAGUCACCUACAGCAUGCGGGUGACCACGUCCUCCAUCAGCCCUGGGCGUGUACAGGACACUGCCGCCCCGGUAGACCUAUCCUGUCGAGCCUAAAGACACUCCCAUCAGUCGUAAGAUACUACAAAAAUAUCUCAAUAAACAUCUACAUAUUUGUUCAGCAUUUACAAGUAUAUAUGUAAAUGCUGAAAAUCUACCUUAUAUUCCUGUAAGACGAGGUACGUGAGUAGAUGUAAGGAAACUAUGCCAUUUACAAACUUAGAUACAUAAUAAAGAUAGCAUUAUAUUAUUGUAAAUACGAGAAUAAAUUAUAAUGUAGAGAGAGAACUUAUAACGCAAUAUUGGUGAUGUUGUCACAGACGUAAUACAACGGAUUGUUGCAUCGUCCAAGGAACAUUUUUCUGCAACACAGCCUAAAUGUUGGCAUCUUACUGUAAGAGGCCUCGUCUGUUAAUCUUCCUGGAUUACACCUGCGAAUCUUAAUUGAUCGCACUUGUGAAUCUUCAUGUAUGAGUCUAUUAGUCCUUCAAGACGGCCUAUUAAUCCUUCCUGAAGGUCUAUUAAUCCUUCCUGAAGGUUAUUAAUUCUUCCUGAAGGUCUAUUAAUCCUUCCUGAAGGUCUAUUAAUCCUUCCUGAAGGUCUAUUAAUCCUUCCUGAAGGUUAUUAAUUCUUCCUGAAGGUCUAUUAAUCCUUCCUGAAGGUCUAUUAAUCCUUCCUGAAGGUCUAUUAAUCCUUAUGCAGGCGAUGAGUCACAAUAACGUGGCUGAAGUAUGUUGACCAGACCAAACACUAGAAGUUGAA
Procambarus clarkii (red swamp crayfish) is the source of this 2101-nucleotide messenger RNA. RefSeq names its product zygotic gap protein knirps-like. Lineage: Eukaryota; Metazoa; Arthropoda; Malacostraca; Decapoda; Cambaridae. Gene Ontology annotation, molecular function: zinc ion binding; nuclear receptor activity; estrogen response element binding. The record is from RefSeq and is a predicted model, not a curated record. Gene Ontology annotation, biological process: regulation of transcription by RNA polymerase II. Gene Ontology annotation, cellular component: chromatin; nucleus.